GCGGGCAGCGCGUUGAUCGGGCAUGGGCACGCGAGGGGUGCCCGGCUUGGACACGGGGACACACGGGGCCAGCACGCUGCCUGGGGACCCCUCAGGCUGUGCCGGUGGCAGCCGGGGUGGAGCCUGCAGGCCAUGGCAGUGCCCGGGGACCCUGGAGGGCUCAGCCGGGACCAAGUGGAGCGAUGUAUGAGUGCCAUGCAGGCGGGGACACAGAUGGUGAAGCUCCGUGGCAGCUCCAAGGGCCUGGUCCGCUUCUACUUCCUGGAUGAACACCGCUCCUGCAUCCGCUGGCGGCCCUCACGCAAGAAUGAGAAGGCCAAGAUCUCCAUCGACUCCAUCCAGGAGGUGAGCGAGGGGCGGCAGUCAGAGGUCUUCCAGCGCUUCCCCGACAGCAGCUUCGACCCUAACUGCUGCUUCAGCAUCUACUACGGCAGCCACCGAGAGUCGCUGGACCUGGUCUCGCCCAGCGGCGACGAGGCGCGCACCUGGGUCACCGGCCUGCGCUACCUCAUGGCUGGCAUCCGUGAUGAGGACAGCCUGGCCCGCCGCCAGCGCACCCGGGACCAGUGGCUGAAGCAGACGUUUGACGAGGCCGACAAGAACGGCGACGGCAGCCUGAGCCUCGGGGAGGUCCUGCAGCUGCUACACAAGCUGAACGUGAACCUGCCACGGCAGAGGGUUAAGCAGAUGUUCAAGGAAGCAGACACAGAUGACCACCAGGGGACACUGGGCUUCGAGGAGUUCUGUGCCUUCUACAAGAUGAUGUCCACCCGCCGGGACCUCUACCUGCUCAUGCUGGCCUACAGCGAGCACAAAGACCACCUGGACGCCGCCGACCUGCAGCGCUUCCUAGAGGUGGAGCAGAAGAUGACGGGCGUGACCCUCGAGAGCUGCCGUGACAUCAUCGAGCAGUUUGAGCCCUGCCCGGAGAACAAGAGUAAGGGGACCAUGGGCAUUGACGCAGGUUUCACCAACUACACUCGGAGCCCUGCUGGCGACAUCUUCAACCCGGAGCACCACCGUGUACACCAGGACAUGACGUGGCCGCUGAGCCACUACUUCAUCACCUCGUCUCACAACACCUACCUCGUGGGCGACCAGCUCAUGUCCCAGUCGAGGGUGGACAUGUACGCCUGGGUCCUGCAGGCCGGCUGCCGCUGCGUGGAGGUGGAUUGCUGGGAUGGGCCUGACGGGGAGCCCAUUGUGCACCAUGGCUACACUCUGACCUCCAAGAUCCUCUUCAAAGACGUCAUUGAAACCAUCAACAAAUACGCUUUCGUCAAGAACGAGUAUCCAGUGAUCCUGUCCAUUGAGAACCACUGCAGUGUCGUCCAGCAGAAGAAGAUGGCCCAGUAUCUGACCGACAUCCUUGGGGACAAGCUGGACUUGUCAUCAGUAAGCAGCGAGGAUGCCACCAUGCUACCCUCUCCACAGAUGCUCAAGGGCAAGAUCCUGGUGAAGGGCAAGAAGCUCCCAGCCAACAUCAGCGAGGAUGCGGAGGAGGGCGAGGUGUCUGAUGAGGAUAGCGCAGACGAGAUCGACGAGGACUGCAAGCUCCUCAACGGGGAUGCCUCCACCAAUCUGAAGCGUGUGGAAAACAUUGCCAAGAGGAAACUGGAUUCCCUAAUGAAGGAGGCGAAGAUUCGGGACUGCGAAGACCCCAGUGACUUCACCGCGUCCACGCUGCCCCCGCCUGGCAAACUCGGGCACACGGCAGAGGCCAAAAAGAAAAAGAGCGGCAAGCUGAAGAAGGCGGCCAGCGUGGAGGAGGGGGACGAGGGCCCGGAUGCCCAGGGCGGCCAGAGCCGAGGGGCCACCCGGCAGAAGAAGACCGUGAAGCUGUCCCGGGCCCUCUCAGACCUGGUCAAAUACACCAAGUCUGUGGGCAUCCACGACGUGGAGAUGGAGGUGGCGUCCAGCUGGCAGGUGUCAUCCUUCAGCGAGACCAAGGCCCAGCAGAUCCUGCAGCAGAAGCCGGCUCAGUACCUGCGCUUCAACCAGCACCAGCUCUCUCGCAUCUACCCCUCCUCCUACCGCGUGGAUUCCAGCAACUACAACCCACAGCCCUUCUGGAACACCGGCUGCCAGAUGGUUGCCCUGAACUACCAGUCGGAGGGGCGGAUGCUCCAGCUGAACCGGGCCAAGUUCAGCGCCAACGGCAGCUGUGGCUACGUGCUCAAGCCCCAGUGCAUGUGCCAGGGCGUCUUCAACCCCAACUCCGAGGACCCUUUGCCCGGUCAGCUCAAGAAGCAGCUGGUGCUUCGGAUCAUCAGUGGACAGCAGCUCCCCAAGCCGCGGGACUCCAUGCUGGGGGACCGAGGGGAGAUCAUCGACCCCUUCGUGGAGGUGGAGGUCAUUGGGCUCCCCGUGGACUGCAGCAAGGAGCAGACGCGCGUGGUGGACGACAAUGGAUUCAACCCCAUGUGGGAGGAGACCCUGGUGUUCACGGUGCACAUGCCUGAGAUAGCGCUGGUGCGCUUCCUCGUCUGGGACCAUGACCCCAUUGGGCGUGACUUCAUAGGCCAAAGGACGCUGGCCUUCAGCAGCAUGAUGCCAGGCUAUCGGCACGUGUACCUGGAGGGGAUGGAAGAGGCCUCCAUCUUUGUCCACGUGGCCGUCAGUGACAUCAGUGGUAAGGUCAAGCAGGCUCUGGGCCUAAAAGGCCUGUUCCUCCGAGGCCCAAAGCCCGGCUCCCUGGACAGUCAUGCUGCUGGGCGGCCCCCGCCCCGGCCCUCUGUUAGCCAGCGGCUCCUGCGGCGCACGGCCAGCGCCCCAACCAAGAGUCAGAAGCCAGGCCGCAAGGCCUUCCCAGAGCUGGUCCUGGGCCCGCAGGACCUGGGCUCUGAGGGGGAGGCCAGCGACGCGGCACCUUCCAGCCCCGGCCCCACUCCCGAGGCCCCGGCCCUGGAGGAGCUGGGCAGCCGCAGCCCUCGAGGUAAGGCACCGGUGGAGAGGAGCCCGGUGCAGGUGCGGCCCCCGCGGGCCCCCGAGGGCCCUGGGCCUGCCAGGAUGGCCACCACCUGCAUGAAGUGCGUGGUGGGCUCCUGCACCGGUGAGGACGCCGAGGGCCUGCGGAGGGGGCAGCUGCCCAGCCUGGGGCCCGAGAGCAGGCACGCGGCCAUCAGCCAGCAGCCCCGCGCCUGGGCGGGCUCGCUGGGGGCGCCCCACACUGCCUCUGGGAGAAGCAGAGGGGCCCCCAAGGGCCCUGGGUCUCGGCAGCCGGCGCCGGGCGGCCGCGGCUUCGUGUCCUCGGACUCCAGCAGCCCAGGCAGCCCCGAGGGGACCCCCUGCUGGCCCGAGGGCGCCCGCAGGCAGGCGGGGGCCCUGCAGAGGGAGAUGAACGCCCUGUUCAUUCAAAAGCUGGAGGAGAUUAGGAGUAAGUCCCCCGUGCUCUCCACCGGUAAGCCCAGACGCUCCUCUGCAGUGUCCCCGUGGUGGCUCCCACGCUGCCCCCGCAUGGCCUGGCUGGCGUCCCCGCUGUGCUUCCGUGUCCAGAACUGUGGCCUCCGUGUGUUCACUGGCCUUCGUUUCCUUGUUCCAUUGGCUGGUCCCGUGGGCCCCUCAGCCCCCAUACCCCCCGUCUGACCAUGAUUUGCCCCGUAGGCCCCCAAUGCUCCCCAGGGGCUGGGAAAGUGAUUGCAGCUCUGGCCGCAGCCGUCCUCACCCCGGGCUGGGGAUUGGGGAGUCUGAGCCGGGUCCACUUGCCGAGGCCUGCAGCCCAGAGGGUGGCCUCUGGAGCCCAGCCUGACUGCCAGGGCCCGGGGGCCGCUUCCAGGCUCUCCUCCUGCCUCCCCCUGGCCCCUGGCCGGCACCGCACUCCUCUGGGGAGUCUGGCCUGGGUUCCUGGCUGGGGCUCAGGGUCUCGACGUAGAGGCCUCUGUUUGCAAAGUGUGAGGGGAGCAGCUUGACCGUGGCCCUGGGGACGCAUGUAUGAGCGGCUCUGCUCUGGAGCCCCCACCCCGGCCCCAGGGCUGGUCGUGACAGCACUGCCUGUGGCCCCUGGUCACAGGGAGCAAUCCGAGCCCGGGGAGGGCGUGCUGGAAGCUGGGCCACCCUCCCGCUCCCCCUCUGUACCCGCCCAGCCUUGCGUCCGUCUGUCCACGGCCAGCCCCACCCCGGCACUGACCACCCUCUUCUCCUUUCUGUCCCCACGCUGCCU
Delphinapterus leucas (beluga whale) is the source of this 4159-nucleotide messenger RNA. Lineage: Eukaryota; Metazoa; Chordata; Mammalia; Artiodactyla; Monodontidae. The record is from RefSeq and is a predicted model, not a curated record.